AGCGUUUAUACGGUGCGAAGACAAAAAAGUCCAAGACGUUUUGUUGUCGUUUUUUUCUAUUUAUCUGUUAAUAAAUAAAAAUACAAAGACUAAAAAAUGUCGUUAGCGGAUGAAUUACUUGCCGAUUUUGAAGAAGCAGGAGAUGAUGUGGAGGAGCAUGAAGGUGACGGUCAGACUAUGGAACUGGCUGAUGUUGAUGAUGUUACCAUGGAAACGCACAUUGUUGCCAAAAACUCUGUUAGGAAUAUUGCAAAACUUAGAGACAGCGAAGAGCUGUCAGAAGUGAUGAAAAAAAUGGAAGUAUACUCCAAACAGAAAAGAAAGGAAGCUGUGGCAGGUCCAGUGGAAUUUGAUCCAGAGUAUCAGCUGAUUGUUCAAGCCAAUAAUCUGACUGUGGAAAUUGACAAUGAAAUAAAUGUGAUACACAAAUUUACAAGAGAUAAUUACCUGAAAAGAUUUCCUGAACUGGAAUCACUGAUUAGUGAUCCUCUACAGUAUGUUUGUACUGUUAAGGAACUUGGAAACAACAUUUUAGACAACAGUAAGAAUAAUGCAGCUCUACAAGAAAUCCUCACAUCCGCCACUAUAAUGGUUGUCAGUGUUACAGCUUCUACAACUCAAGGGUCAUUGCUUACAGAUGAUGAAAUGAAGAUUGUUGAAGAAGCCUGUGAUAUGGCAUUAGAACUGAGUGAAUACAAGAGACGUAUUCAUGAGUAUGUUGAAUCAAGAAUGACAUAUAUUGCACCAAACUUAUCUAUAAUAGUGGGCGCUUCCACAGCUGCUAAAAUAAUGGGUGUAGCUGGAGGUUUAACAAAUUUGUCAAAGAUGCCAGCAUGUAACAUCAUGUUGCUCGGCUCACAGAAGAAAAUACUGGCAGGAUUCUCCUCAACAGUGAUGCAGCCACAUCAAGGAAUACUCUACGAGUGUGACCUCAUAGAAAAAUCUCCACCGGAUUUAAAAAAGAAAGCAGCACGACUUGUAUCAGGUAAAUGUGCCCUGGCAGCACGAGUAGACAGCUGUCAUGAGAGUGUUGAUGGAAGUAUUGGCGACCAGUUCCGUGCAGACAUAGAGGGAAAACUUGACAAACUCCAAGAACCGCCACCAGUCAAAAAAGCCAAGGCCCUGCCAGCUCCCAUAGAUCAGGCCAGGAAAAAAAGAGGUGGAAGAAGAGCAAGAAAAAUGAAGGAAAGGCUUGGUCUGACAGAAAUGAGAAAACAGGCAAACAGGAUGAACUUUGGAGAGAUUGAAGAGGAUGCUUAUCAAGAAGAUCUUGGAUUCUCCCUGGGAACCAUUGGCAAGUCAAAGACAGGCAGAAUCCGGGGACCAGUCGUUGACUCUAAAACUAAAGCAAGAAUAUCCAAAUCUCUACAGCAAAAGAUAGCGAAAGAGAAGCAGACGUGGGGAGGUAGUACCACAGUGAAGAAACAGGUGUCUGGUACAGCGUCUAGUGUUGCUUUCACACCAUUACAGGGUCUUGAGAUUGUCAAUCCCCAGGCAGCAGAGAAGAGGGUCCAGGAAGCCAAUGCUAAAUAUUUCUCCAGCACAGCUUCAUUUGUUAAAGUAGAAAAACAACUCUGGCAUAAAUGAACACAUGCAAAGCUAACAUUGUUGUCUUAAAAAAUUGAAAUGAAAACAAGGUCUGAAGAUCAAAUAAACCCAUUUGUCAUGUGUAGAGUGACAAGAGUACGUAAUUAAGGGGACACAAAAUAGAUAUUCUUUUGAGGAUAUACUUAUAUCUGUGGUAGCUGUUUUACCACAUUAGAAACAGCUGGUUUUGUCACAUAUGGACUGCUUCAAGCUUUGUCCAUAGCUUUAACUGUCAACUGAAUAGAUGUGGAAACCUGUUUUAGUAAUAUUUGUGGCUGAAUCUGGUGAAAACAAUACCAUGUUUGUAUAAAGGCAUAACAUUACCACAUAAAUCUGCAAUUUUGCAUACUGGCAUUAGUCUUUGAUGUAGCUCUGUUUUUAGCCCACCAUCAUCAGAUGGUGGGCUAUUCAAAUCACUCUGCGUCCGUGGUCUGUCCGUCCGUCAUUCCGUCCAUCCGUCCGUCCGUUAACAAUUUCUUGUUAUCGCAUCUCCUCAGAAACUACUCGGGGGAUUUUGACCAAACUUUGUCUGAAUGAUGUAUUGUUACUCUAGUUGUGUCCCCCUGAAAAUCAGACUGGUUCAACAAUUAUUGAGUGAGUUAUGGCCCUUUGUUUAUUUUUAUAAUUUACAUAGAUUUAUAGAGGGAAAAAUUUUGAAAAUCUUCUUGUCCAAAACCACAGAGCCUAGGGCUUUGAUAUUUAGUAUGAAGCAUCAUCUAGCGGUCCUCUACCAAGAUAAUUCAAAUUAUAUCCCUGGGGUCAAAUAUGGCCCCGCCCCGGGGUCACAUGGUUUAUAUAGACUUAUAUAGGGAAAAGCUUUGAAAACCUCUUGUCCAAAACCACAGGGCCUAGGGCUUUGAUAUUUUGCAUGUGACAUCAUCUAGUGGUCUUCUACUAAGAUUGUUCAAAUUAUCCCCCUGGGGUCAAAUAUGGCCCCGCCAUGGGGGUCACAUGGUUUAUAUAGACUUAUAUAGGGAAAAACUUUGAAAAUCUUCUUGUCCAAACCACAAAGCCUAGGGCUUUGAUAUUUGUUAUGUAGCAUCAUCUAGUGGUUCUCUACCAAGUUUGUUCAAAUUAUCCCCCUAGGAUCAAAUAUGGCCCCGCCCCCGGGGGUCACAUGGUUCAUAUAGACUUAUAUAGGGAAAAGCAUUUAAAAUCUUGCCAAUAACCUACAACAUUCAAAUUUGGACCACAUGAAUAGUUUUGAGUGGCAAGAUGAACAUUGACAUGAGUUGACCUUGAUUUUGACCUAGUGACCUACUUUCACAUUUCUGUAGCUACAGCCUUCAAAUUUGGACCACAUGCAUAGUUUUGUGCACCGGAAAAAACUUUGACCUUGACAUUGACCUAGUGACCUACUUUCACAUUUUUGAAGGUACAGGCUUCAAAUUUGGACCACAUGCAUAGUUUUGUGUUCCGAAAUGAAAUUUGACCUUGAUUUUGACCUAGUGACCUACUUUCACAUUUCUCAAGCUACAGCCUUCAAAUUUGGACCACAUGCAUAGUUUUGUGUACUGAAAUGAAUUUUGAUACUGAGAUUGACCUAGUGACCUACUUUCACAUUUUUGAAGGUACAGACUUCAAAUUUAGACCACAUGCGUAGUUUUGUGUUCCGAAAUGAAAUUUGACCUUGAUUUUGACCUAGUGACCUACUUUCACAUUUCUCAAGUUACAGCCUUCAAAUUUGGACCAGAUGCAUAGUUUUGUGUACCAAAAUGAAUUUUGAUUUUGAGAUUGACCUAGUAACCUACUUUCACAUUUCUAAAGCUACAGGCAUCAAAUUUGAAGCACAUGCAUAGUUUUGUAUACAAAAAUGAACUUUGACCUUGAAAUUGAUCGUGUGACCUACUUUCACAUUUCUCAAGCUACAGCUUUCAAAUUUGGACCACAUGCAUGGACCGCAUGCAUGAGCCACAUGCACAGUGAUGUGUACUGAAAUGAAAUUUGACCUUGAGCUAGUCUUGAAAUUUGGAACAAUCAAAAAUGACUCAGUGGUGGGCGCCAAGAUCACUCUGUGAUUUCUUGUUGAAGGAUACCGUCUCUGUUAUCUUCAUUGGAUGUAUAUUUUUUAGCUUACCCUAGUCAUGCUUUGGUAAGCAAUAUAGGGCUUCUGCCUGGUUGUUUUUGGUCAAUAAAUAGAAUUUUUUAUACUGUA
This is a messenger RNA of Mercenaria mercenaria, 3742 nucleotides long. RefSeq names its product U4/U6 small nuclear ribonucleoprotein Prp31-like. Lineage: Eukaryota; Metazoa; Mollusca; Bivalvia; Venerida; Veneridae. Gene Ontology annotation, biological process: spliceosomal tri-snRNP complex assembly; mRNA splicing, via spliceosome. Gene Ontology annotation, cellular component: U4 snRNP; U4/U6 x U5 tri-snRNP complex; precatalytic spliceosome. The transcript has 14 exons. Bases 97 to 1587 code for a protein of 496 amino acids. The record is from RefSeq and is a predicted model, not a curated record.